AUGAACUUCAUGAUCUGCGAGAGGAAAGAACCAGACUUAUUGAUCAUCACCGUCGUCUGGAAGAGGGAAUGGUCGAGACUGAAAGCAUUCGAACCGAGCGAGCAGAAAAUCAAAACUCUCGAUGAAGUCCUGGAUCUGAGGAGAGAAAGAAACAAGAUUCUCGAUCGUACCUACACUCUGCAAGAACAAAAACUUUCUUCUCAAUGAAGUGCACGAUCUGAAACAAGAAUGGAUCAAGCCUGACGUCUCCGGCCUGAGAAAGGAACGGAUCGAAUUGCGCGAUCAGCUCUCACAAAAGUCAAAAGAGUGUGCCGAAGUCAAAUCGGAACUCAAUGACUUGAAGUUGCGUUUCAACAGCUUAUUCGGAAAUACCGACGUUGUGCAAUCUUUGAGAACGUAAAAAUUGAAAGGCCACCCUGGAAGAACUGAUCAAGUCCAACUCGAACUCAAGGAGAAGCUCGUGAACGCGCACUGCGAAAACGCCAAAAUGAACGCGAUACCACUGCAACUGAAUAUGGCCAGAGCGGAGACCAAAGUUCUGCGCAGAAAUCUCGAAUCUCUGUCGCGUAAGAAUGAGCAGCUCCAAUCUGAGAAUCAGAACUGGAAGGCCGUCUUGUCUGCCUUGGCCGACGCUGCCCGGUUCAAAACAGAGAAGUACGUGAUGCAAGCCUGUUCGCCGCUCAAGGUAGAACCCAAAAUAAACUUCCUUUUCGAAUUUGAUUUCCGCCAGAUUGCCACGGCCCAAACUCCAGCUCAGAACGAUGCCAAAUCGGUUCACGUAACAUGGUAUCGUUUCUGCAUUUUUGAAAUUUUCAAAGGUUAAAGGAAAAAGUAUUAUUUGAAAAAUCACUGGAUAUAACUUUAAAUUUGCGCUCCGUGAUAAGGCACAAAACAAGAUGAUUUAUAAAUUUUUACAUGUGGUCGAAAUGGAAAAAUAUAGGCGCUGAGGAGGCGUGACCUGUCUGCGCCUAUGCCAACCAGGCACUAUCUCUUCUUUUUAUCGUGUCAGGACCCAUUUUUCGAUGGCUCAGAGCCAGUCAUGAGUCAGCUGGGAUGUAUUGCAAAUUUCCAUCAUCCAUCAUGUUUUAAAUUUCAAUCAUUCUUUGAGAAAUUUUCUCGAAUGCUCUUUAUUCAUAUGACAUGCUUGAAAACAAUUUCCUGAAUAAAGCUUUUCUCAAGUCAUUAAAUAAUUCGGACCUAGAGACGAACCAUUGAGCGUGGUGUAAAAAUUUGAUAACUUUGGGUGUUUAAAAUCAAAAAUGUCUGAAUGCGCGUAUAGCUGAUUCACGGCUACGUUGGGACGUUAAGGGGCGUGUCUGUCUGCGCUCUCCACGCCAGCUGUCUUGUGCAUUAUCGUGUCAGGAUCCUCGAUGGCUCAAGUCAGCCUUGAAUCAGCUAUAAGAGCUGUAUCUCGUAAGACACAAUUCUUUACGACCAAAAUUUGUUCGUAAAAUUCAAUUUUGCGUAUUUAUGUAAAUUCAUUUCAAAACGAAAAACACGUCCAUUUGUAAUCGUCAGAUAAUUUUAAACACGGCGUCAUCGUUGGAAUGAUACGAGCUGAUUCACGGCUCGCCUGAGCCAUGAGGGUCCUGACGCGAUGAAAAGAGACACUGCCUAGUUGGUGGAGCGCAGACAGGCCACGCCCUUUUUCGUCCUCAAGCGAGCCGUGAGUCGGCUAUACUCGAGACUUUUUCAAGUGCGGAAACUUAAUAUAUUAAAUUUUGCGAGGCCUGGAGCUCUUUCAUUUCUGAGUAAGCGCGAACGUUUUUGGAUGAGCUCUUCUCGAUCCAUUGUGGAAACUGCACAUGUUGUCCGAAGAAUCACUUUGAUUAUUGGAACGUUAAAGCAAAUAUCGAUUAAAUAUCUUCACAACAGACUGAAUGUUUCCGAAAAACGAGGUUGGUUUGAGUGUCCAUUAGUUUUUAAAUUGUCAAUUCUAGUUUUUCUAUCUGACUCGCUCAUGAAGAGAGUUCAAAUGGUUCUGAAAAAGGUAUUCCGUUUCUAUUUAGCAUGCUCCAGAGUAAAUUGUCAGCUUCGAAACAUUUUCAUUCGGAUAGAAAUCUCGAUGCUCUAAAAAAUGUAGAAAACACCAGUGCACUGCAAACUACGAUCGAGUUGUUGAAAUGGAAGGAUUUGAGGGUUUUUCCUUUCUAGUUUGAUCCCUUUUUGUAACAGUUGCUUUCAAGAGAUCAAGGACCAUUUCUAGUGUUCGAUUUUUCAUCUUCUGAAACGGCUCACGACGAAGUUUUCUUUGUAGAAGGCCAACCAUUUUAUGUCCAUUCGCAGGUUCGUUGUGAGUUUUCGAAAUUCGCAUUUGGAAAAAUUUUCCUGUACAACGUAUGAAAAGAGAUGCGGAUAUCUAUUAUUAAUUCGCGUAAACGGAUAUAUUUUUCAUGUGCAUUUAUUGCAUAUUUACCAUAAUUACAAAUUAAUUUUUUUUUUUUCGUUCAGAACGUUUUCGUGCAUUCUUCGGUCCUCGAAAGGAUUGUCAAUGAAAAGAAAAAUGAAAUGAAAGAAGACAAAAUAAAGAAAGAAAUCGAAGAAGAACAAAUCAGUGGAAUCGAGCUGAAUGACGUCACAGCAGACGAGUUUCGACAUUUUUUGAACGCGAUUUAUCCUGUUCGCAAUGGAAUUUGUGGUGAAUUCGCUCCCAAACAUUUUUGAGCGAUUACAUUUUUAUUUUGAGCCGAAAGUGUUGGAGCUGUUCUGAAACUGGCCGUAAUGUACAAGGCGACAGUUCUUUUCCCGAAAUGCGAGCGGUUUCUGCGCUCCGAAGAAGGAAAGAAGAUUUGCGUCGUGCAGAGGUGGGACUGGGCCGCCCGUUACCGUAUGAACGACCUUCAGGUACCCAUUCAAACUCUGCAAACAGCAAAAAAGUGUUGAUUUUCUGCUUCAGGAAGACCUGUACAAGUCGAUGAACAGCCUCCACGAAUUGGCCAGGUUGAGCGAAAUUCCUGAAUGGAUCAACAUGUGCGAAGCCGCUAAGAAUCAGUUUAUUGCAUUUUUCUUCCGCCUUGAAAAAUUAUUUUCUGAGCAUAUUUUGCGUCUUCUUUGAAAUUGUUUUUCGUUUUAUCUUUGCCUUCGAAGAUUUGUAUGUCUGCUUUUCUAUAGCAUCACCAAGAUUUUUUGGAAAUUUUUCGAACUUUUAAAGUACUUUGAAUCUACUCAUCCACGCUCUAAAAGAAAAAAGUUCAGUGAAUUUUUUCCCAUCCGUAUUUUAUUAACGCUAACUUGGAACCGGUGUGACCAAAAAUUAUUCAAUUUUUCGCGAUUUUAUUGUCUCGGCUCAUUUCCUUCCCCAAAAUGUAUACACUUUCCGUCUUUUUCCCUGCCAAAACAAUAUUUUUCCGAAUUUUUGUAAUUGUGUUUUUUGUUCCUUUUUGUUAUCUGUUUUUGUUGUUAGAAUAUAGUUUUUUAUUUUUGGAGUUGUGGUUUUUGUUUUUUCAGUUUUAUUCUCAGAAUGUUACCUUUACGUUCGAAAGAAGAGGUGUAGAUUAUAGUCAAUUCUUCCCGACUUGAAAGGAAAGGGUUGCGUAUAGUCAAUGUUUCCCUGACUUGGACUCGUGCCAAGAACCGCGAACGCACACGCUACGCGUCCCGCCCCUUGCCCCGCCUCCUUCACCUUUCAAGUCGGGAAACAUUGACUAUACGCGAAAUUGUCACGUUUUUUUCUUUUCGUCAAAAAAUACAGUAACCAAAUUAGAUCCAAUUAGACCAACUUCGCUUCAAGACCUUUUUUUGCUUUUUUUGUAAAAGUAGAAUUGCAAUGAAGUUUUUUUAGGGUAGCAUUUUUUUCUUCUGCUGUUCUUGAAUAACGAGAUCCACCUCGCGCGGAAGCCGCAAAACUCAAAAAGACCCAAAAACAAUGGUCGUGAAGCGAAAUUGGUCAAGAUAGUUGAACUAUUGAAAAUAUAAAAAAAUCAUGAAAGUCUUUAUUUACUUUCCAUGACCUCCAGAAUAGUACUUAUUUGUUUUCAGAUGUACUCACGACCAGUCAAAAGGAAAAAGCCUGCCGUUUUUGGAACGUAACAGACGCGAAAUAAAGGAUUGGAAAAGAGGAAGUCGAAACUCUGGGAGAGGAGAGAAUCGUUAUUCUUCGGAAUCAUCCUCAAAGGGAGCGAGAAAUCAAGAUUCCAUUACAUGAUCCAAAGGAGGAACCAUACGAACCCGCAGAUACGAAGGAGCAGCCGAAGAAUCUACUCGCCCAACUGAAGAAGAAGUCCGAAGAGUGCGAUCGAGUCAAAUUAGAACUGUUGACUCUCAAACAUCGUUUCGAGACCCUCGUCGAAAAUUCGGAUGUCCUGCACUUCGAAAAAGCGAGACUCCAAGCCUCCGUGGAAGAACUGACCCAGGCCAACACCGAAAUGGGAAAUUUACGGAAGAAUCUCAUAACUUUGCACAAUGAGAACACCAAACUGAAAGCCUCCGUAGAAACGCUGAAUCAAACGAAAUUGGAACCCGAAUAUCUACGCGAAGAACUGAAAGUUUCCCACUGCGAAAAUAUGAAAGUGUCGAAUAUUGAACUGAAAGAGACGUUGCACGAACUGGAUUUGGCGAGAGAAAGGGUCAGAACACAACAAAAGAACAUCAACUUUCUGUCUCUCCAAAAUGAGAACCUCAGAUUCGAGAUACAAGACCUGAGGUCCGUCUUGUCGGUCUUCAUUGGAUCCGAAAGAAAUGAGUCGCCUCUCACGGUGAUGAUAAUAUAUUCACUUUGAAAUCAUUGUAUUUUGAUUUCAGGUCACCACGAACGAAGCUCAAGCUGAUGCUCAAUUGGUCAACUUUAAAUGGUGCGUCUUGUACAGCCUGUGUAUCACGACUUGAAAUUUCACCGAACGACAUUUCGCUGUUCCGCAGCGUGCUCGGCCGCGCCUCCACUUUUUUAUUUUAUUUAAGAACUCGACCAACACGUGUUCCCUAGUGCAACAGUCCAUCUAUCAGAAAUGAGAACCAAUUUACAGCGAGACCGAGGCUCGCAAAGACCCUUCGCGACGCAGCGGAACAGCGGAAUGUCGUUCGGUGAAAUUCAAGUCUUAGCACAGAGACUAUAAUUGAAAGGUUUUGAUGGAAAAUGAGCAGGACCGUUCAACCAAAAAUAAGUUCAAAAGAAAUGGUUUGUAGGGCAUGUGCGCUCCAUGAAUAAUAUACAUUCAGGCCAGGCUUGGGCGAGGGCCGGCCUGUCAACCUAUCGGCCCCCCGGCCACUUUCCAAGUCCGGCCCUAGAGAGGCCUUUAAGCAUAAAUGGCCAGCCCGGACCAAAAUGCUCAAAUUUUUUUCUCAAGUAUAAUAUCAAGCCUUUCUACGUCAGAAAUCAUUUUUUUAAGUCAAAAAUCAACCGGUCAUUCAUCUCAAUAAAUAUAAUAAUUUUGACAUUAAUUGUAUCAUUUUGAGCUAUUUCUUUUGGAAAAGCUCUUUUUGCUAUCUUUUUGCGACAUUCCAUCGGCUCUUGUGGCACCAUUCUGACUGCUUCUCCCCUUUCCCUCACUCAAGUUUCGAACAUUUCAAGUUCUAGAAAUGCUCGAUAAAAAGGAAUCUUAUUGCUGUCUUGUCGCAACCUUUCUUUAGACCUCUCCUUUUCAGCGGCCAUUAUCCGACAUACCGAUUUUGCCCGAGUAUGAAUUUUUUUCCCUGUUUCCAGGCGUGAACGAACAUUUUUCAACGAGUUUUCUCGUUGCGUUGUUGAAAUUACCUGCCGUCCUAAGAAGUUGUCGAAUUGUUGGAGUGUUAGAGCUAACGUCGGGAUAUCAUACGUCUACAGACAUGAGAAAUUUUCAGAAAAUGAAGGUUUUUAUUUUUGAUUAUUUUUUUAUCGAAGUUCUUUCAUUUUUAGACCUUUUACUUUCAAUCCAUUGAUGCCGACAGUUCGGAAUAGUUUUGAACAAGGUAUUCAUUUUAGCCAAACUCUGAACGGAAUUAUUGUUUACUGAUACUUUUUGAUCGGGUUUUUAUCCAUUUUCUCAUAUCAUCAUCUUGAAAAUAAGAAAAAAAUCUAACAUUUUUUUCAGCCGAGGAUGAAUAGGAACAAUACAAGUUCAGUGAGAUCUCUGGUUGGAGUGCUUGAGAUAGAUGGAUUUGAAGGGUUUUUUUCAACCCUUAUCUUAUUCUGGAGAUACCCAUUUUAAGACUUCAAGAAGAAAUUCCAACGUUCGAUUUUUGCGAACUCUGAAACAUUUCAUGACGAAGUAUUUGUUGUGGAGGGUCAGCCGUUUUAUGUCCAAUCUCAGGUUCGUGGUGCUCUUUUAUCAUGUAGAAAAAUGAUUUUUUUGAAACAUUUUCGCGUUUCUUUUUCCAGAAGGGGAAUAUUUGCUCGUAAAUUUUGAGUGUCAAAUUUCAAUAAAUUACACGUUUUCUGGUACUAAUCAGAUAUUUUUUUCAGAACGUUUUUCGUGCAUUCUCCGGUCCUUGAAAGGAUCGUCAACGAGAAGAAAAAAAUGAAAUGAAAGAAGACAAAAUAAAGAAAGAAAUCGAAGAAGAACAAAUCAGUGGAAUCGAGCUGAAUGACGUCACAGCCGACGAGUUUCGACAUUUUUGAACGCAAUUCAUCCCUUUCGUGAUGGUAUUUGUGGUGAUUUUGUUCUCGAGAUCAUUUUGAAUACUAAAGUUUAUUUGAAGCCAAAAACGUUGGAGCUGUUCUGAGGCUGGCUGAAAUGUACGAAGCGGCAUCUCUUUUCGCGAAAUGCGAGCGGUUUCUGCGCUCCGAAGAAGGAAAGAAGAUUUGCGUCGUGCAGCGAUUGGACUGGGCCGCCCGAUACCGUAUGAAUGACCUUGAGGUACCUGUUUCAACUCUUAAGAGAAUAAUCGAUUUUCUGUUUCAGAACGACCUGUACCAGUCGAUGAACGGUCUCCACAUGCUGGCCGAGUUGGGCGAAAAUCCUGAAUGGAUUAAUUUGUGCGAAGCCGCCAAAACGCGAAUAAUUGACUUUUUCUUCCGCCUCGAAAAAUCAUUCGCACAAACCAUCUUGCGUUUUCUGUGAUGCUCUUUCUAAAUUUUUAUAUUUCUUGCUCACUUUACAAUUGUUCAAACUUUUCAUUCAAUCUCUUGUCAAACUUCAUAUUUCCCUGAGGAACACAUCUGAGAAUUUAAAAGCAUUCUGAAUUUCCAUGCAUGAACAAAAAUCCCAAUUUUUUUGAAUUCGUCUCUGACAUGGAAAAAAAUCUUUCCAAAAUAUCUUGAAAGGAUCCGCGAAUUUUUAAAAUUCAUCGGUGAUUAACGUUUGUGGACUUAUUUCCUUCCUACGUGUAUACUUUUUCCUUUUCUCAACCAAAAAGCCUUUUUCUACUCUGCAUCAUCUUGUUAUCUUUUUACUUGUAUUUCUUUUUGUUUCUACUGUGUUUUCUGUUAUAAAUUUUUAUUUUUUUAUAGAACCAUCCAUUUUAGUCCUAAUCUCUGUUCGAUUCUUGAAAUAUUUUAUUGAAACCUUAUUAAUUAAUGAGUGGGAUCUUACUUGAUCCCUUCAGAUGUUAUUGUUCCCUGUCAAGAGGAAAAAACCCUCCGUUUCGGACCAUAACAGACUCGAAGUCGAUGAUACUCUCGAUGCAAAAGAGCAACGAUACGAACUCACGAUCCGCAAUUUAAAGGAGCAACAACUCAAUCAACUCGAAAAACUCGAGAAGAAGUCAGAGGAGUGCGAUCGAGUCAAAUUGGAACUGUCAACGCUCAAAUAUCGCUUCGAGACCUUCAUCGGAAACUCAGAUGUUCUGCACUACGAAAACGCGAGACUGCAAGCCUCUAUAGAAGAACUGACCCUGAACAAUUCGGAAAUCGGAGCCCUCCGCGAGAAUCUCAUAAGUUUACAUAAUGAGAACGCGAAAUUGAAGGCCUCUGUGGAAAAAUUGACUUUGAAGAACUUGGAACUUGAAUAUCUACGCGAGAAACAGAAAGAUUCGCAAUAUGGAAAUUCCGAAGCUAAGCAAGGAGAUGCGAAGUUGAGAGAACUAUUGCAUGAGCUGAGUUUGACGAAAACGAAGGUCAAAGUCCAACGCAAGAAUCUCAACUAUUUGUCUUUCCAUAAUGACAACCUCGAAUCCGAGGUUCGACACCUGAAAUCGGCCUUGUCUACUUUCAAAGAAACUGAACCAAUAGAAGAUGAGCGACCGUGCCCCUAAAUAAUUCUCCGUCUGUGGUAAUGAUAGAUAGGAGAUAAAUAUUAUUUUUAUGAUGUCAGUUUACUGCGGCCGACGCUCCAGCUCAAACUGAUGCCAAAUUGGUUGACAUAGAAUGGUACGUUCGGUAAAGAAAGUCGACUUAGGCACUGGAGGCGCGUUUUUGUUUCCAAAAGUGCGCAUGCGUCGCCUGGGUUUCUUUUUAUUUUUCCACUUUUUUAGCUAAUUGAAAAUUUUUAUAAGUUUAGUAUUUUCAAGUCUUUGAAAAAAACUUGAAAAAUAUAACUCUCUUCUAAAGUGUUCGGGAUCGCUUUUAAAAAGCACUAGGUAGGUUUCUUCUUGAUUUUCAACCUUGAACGUAAUGUUGAAAUUUUUCGAUUUUUUUAAUCGGAAACUGCAUUUUUUGAUUUUUAAAAAUUUUUUUGGUCCGUUCUUUUUCCAUAGACUCAGUGUAUAAUUGUUAACUUUAAAUAUUAUUCUGAAUUUACAUUCAGCAAGAAUUUUUUUGUAACGUAUAUUUGUGUUGCGAUUUAUUAUGAGGGAUUUCUUUUUCCUAUAGCUGGUUCACGGCUGGCUUGAGGCAUCGAAAAAUGGUCCUGACAAGAUAAUGCACUACAUAGGGCCUGGCUCGGGCAGAGCGCAGACAGGACACGCCCUCUUAUCGUCCCAAGCUGGCCGUGAAUCAGCUAUAUAUUCCGAAAUAGUAGUUCAAUUUUUCAACUUGGAAAAACUGAAAUUGUAAUUUUAGGCAAGAACGGACAUUUUUCGAUGGGAAUUCUCGUUGUGUGGUGGAAAUUGGAUGCUGUCCAAAAAAUUUCUCUACUUGUUGGGAUAUCAAAACGAAAAUGUUGAUUACAUAUCUUUACAACAAACAGGAAUUUUCCGAAACGAAGGUUUGCUGGAGAAAAUAUUAAACUUUUUACAACUAUAUUUCAUUGUCAGACUUGCUGCUUCAGUUCACAGGAUCCGUUAGUUCUAUUCGUUUUGAACAAGGUUUUCUGUUUUUCCUUUUGUUUAUAUUGAUAUAAGAGUUUUUAAAAGCUCCAAAUUUUCAAUCAUUUUUUUCUAUCAAUGGCUUCUAAGUAUUAAACGAUUUUUCAGACAUCGAUGAGUUUAAAAAAACACAAGUUCAGUGCGAUGUUCGAUUGAAAUAAUCGAGAUAAAUGGAUUAGAAAGGUUUUCCUUAUAAUUUCACCUUUCCCAUGAUUAUUUGUUUUUCAGAGAUGAAAAACCGGUUCUUCUUCCAAGAUUUGAUUUUUCAAGUCCAGAAACGUAUCACGACGAAGUUUUUCUUUGUAGAGGGUCAACCCUUUUUGUAAAAAUCUCAGGUCCAUCGCGAAUGUUAAAUUUGAUUGGAAAAAAAAAUUUUAGAUGGUUUUUCUGCAUUGUCCAGCUCUCAGGAAACUUCUCAGUAAACUGAGAAACGGACGGAAAAAGGAAGUUGACAGGGAAUUCGGCGUCAAUGAACGACAAAUCAGUGGAAUCGAGCUGAGUGACGUCACAGCCGAGGAGUUCCGUCACUUUUUGAACGCAAUAUACGCCUCUCGCGAUGGAAUUUGUGGUGAGUUCACUUCCAAACCUUUUUUGGCAAUUUCAUUUUUAUUUUGAGCCGAAAGUGUUAGAGCCGUUCUGAAACUGGCUGACAUGUACGAGGCGACAGUUCUUUUCCCGAAAUGCGAACAUUUUCUGCGAUCCGAAGAAGGGAAGAAAAUUGGUAUCGCGCAGCGUUUGCACUGGGCCGCCCAAUACCGUAUGAAAAAUCUCCAGGUACCGGAUCCUGCUCUGAAAAGGAGAAAAGACUUCAGGAAGACCUGUACAAGUCGAUGAACAGCCUCCACAAGUUGGCCAAGGUGAGAGAAAGCCCUGAAAGGAUCAACAUGUGCGAAGCCGCCAAGACUCAAUUGAUCGCAUUUUUUUCUUUCGCCUUGAAAAAUCAUUCUCACAUCGAGUUUCACUUUUUCUUUAAGUUGAUUCUUGUUGGACUUCUUUUUCUGUUAGCAGAUAUUUUAAAUUUUUAUUGAUUGUUUUUUUUCUUCCAAAAGAAAAGCUCUGAUAGUUAGUUGAGGUGAUAAUUUUGAGAUUUGAAAAAUUAUUCUCAUUAUAUUACCUUCUACUUCAAUUUCUUCUUAAUACGCUUUUUUGCUUUCAUUGCUCUCAAAGCAGCCUUUUUCAAACUUCCAUAUGAAUAUAUUGUUAUAGAGUUUCGCCUCCUGUAUUAUUACAUUAUAAAUUUUAUUACUUUAAUAAGCUGUAUUUAAUCUUUUUCGGUUUUCAUUCUCAAGACUUACCUUUUUGUGCGAAAAGACAUUUUGCGACCAUUUUUCAGAUGACCGAACCGUCCCGCUUCUGUGUUUGUUGAUGCUCGUCCUUGCCUCGAAUCUUUAAAGGGAAAUUUCUUUUAAGAUUGGAGACGACCUCUAA
Messenger RNA from Caenorhabditis auriculariae, 10524 nucleotides. NCBI's taxonomy places the organism in Eukaryota, Metazoa, Nematoda, Chromadorea, Rhabditida, Rhabditidae. The record is from the annotation of a GenBank genome assembly.